AUGCAGUAUCCAGGGAAAGAGUCCGGCCAGCAGGAGUCCGUCCAGCAGGAGUCCGUCCAGCAGGAGUCUGUCCAGCAGGAGUCCGUCCAGCAGGAGUCCGGCCAGCAGGAGUCUGGCCAGCAGGAGUCCAGCCAGCAGGAGUCCGGCCAGCAGGAGUCCGGCCAGCAGGAGUCCGGCCACCAGGAGUCCGGCCAGCAGGAGUCCGUCCAGCAGGAGUCUGUCCAGCAGGAGUCUGUCCAGCAGGAGUCCGUCCAGCAGGAGUCCGGCCAGCAGGAGUCCGGCCAGCAGGAGUCCGGCCAGCAGGAGUCCGGCCACCAGGAGUCCGGCCAGCAGGAGUCCGGCCACCAGGAGUCCGGCCAGCAGGAGUCCGUCCAGCAGGAGUCCGUCCAGCAGGAGUCUGUCCAGCAGGAGUCCGUCCAGCAGGAGUCCGGCCAGCAGGAGUCUGGCCAGCAGGAGUCCAGCCAGCAGGAGUCCGGCCAGCAGGAGUCCGGCCAGCAGGAGUCCGGCCACCAGGAGUCCGGCCAGCAGGAGUCCGUCCAGCAGGAGUCUGUCCAGCAGGAGUCUGUCCAGCAGGAGUCCGUCCAGCAGGAGUCCGGCCAGCAGGAGUCCGGCCAGCAGGAGUCCGGCCAGCAGGAGUCCGGCCACCAGGAGUCCGGAGUCCGGCCAGCAGGAGUCCGUCCAGCAGGAAUCUGUCCAGCAGGAGUCCGUCCAGCAGGAGUCCGGCCAGCAGGAGUCCGGCCAGCAGGAGUCCGGCCAGCAGGAGUCCGGCCAGCAGGAGUCCGGCCAGCAGGAGUCCGUCCAGCAGGAGUCUGUCCAGCAGGAGUCCGUCCAGCAGGAGUCCGUCCAGCAGGAGUCCGGCCAGCAGGAGUCCGGCCAGCAGGAGUCCGGCCAGCAGGAGUCCGGCCACCAGGAGUCCGGCCAGCAGGAGUCCGUCCAGCACUAGUCCGUCCAGCAGGAGUCUGUCCAGCAGGAGUCCGUCCAGCAGGAGUCCGGCCAGCAGGAGUCCGGCCAGCAGGAGUCCAGCCAGCAGGAGUCCGGCCACCAGGAGUCCGGCCAGCAGGAGUCCGGCCACCAGGAGUCCGGCCAGCAGGAGUCCGUCCAGCAGGAGUCUGUCCAGCAGGAGUCUGUCCAGCAGGAGUCCGUCCAGCAGGAGUCCGGCCAGCAGGAGUCCGGCCAACAGGAGUCCGGCCAGCAGGAGUCCAGCCAGCAGGAGUCCGGCCAGCAGGAGUCCGGCCAGCAGGAGUCCGGCCAGCAGGAGUUCGGCCAGCAGGAGUCCUCCGUCCAGCAGGAGUCCGUCCAGCAGGAGUCUGUCCAGCAGGAGUCCAUCCAGCAGGAGUCCGGCCAGCAGGAGUCCUGCCAGCAGGAGUCCGGCCAGCAGGAGUCCAGCCAGCAGGAGUCUGGCCAGCAGGAGUCCGGCCAGCAGGAGUCCGGCCAGCAGGAGUUCGGCCAGCAGGAGUCCUCCGGCCAGCAGGAGUCCAGGCAGCAGGAGUCCAGCCAGCAGGAGUCCGGCCAGCAGGAGUCCGGCCAGCAGGAGUCUGGCCAGCAGGAGUCCGGCCGGCAGGAGUCCGGCCAGCAGUGGUCCAGCCAGAACCCAGCAGCCCGCAGCGGUCCGGCCGGCAGCGGCCCGGCCGGCAGCAGUCCGGCCGGCAGCGGUCCGGCGGCAGCGGCCCGGCCGGCAGUGAGAUCGCCGGCGCCAUAGUGCGCUGGAUCGCUGUGGGCGCAGCCCCAGAUCGCGGCCUGUUGACCAGGCUGUUUGCUGAGUGA
Schistocerca nitens (vagrant locust) is the source of this 1764-nucleotide messenger RNA. Its product is annotated as basic proline-rich protein-like. Gene Ontology annotation, molecular function: phosphatidate phosphatase activity. The transcript is spliced from 6 exons. The coding region runs from base 1 to 1764 and encodes 587 amino acids. The record is from RefSeq and is a predicted model, not a curated record. Lineage: Eukaryota; Metazoa; Arthropoda; Insecta; Orthoptera; Acrididae.